AUGGCCGUUCUAGCUAUCCCCUCCAUUGGCUGGCAGCCUCAACCCACAUCGCAUUCUGAUCAGUGGCCCCUCAACAAGACGCUUCCCAUAUUGAAGUUGCCGCCGGAGCUUCGCCACAUCAUCUGGGAGUUCGCCCUCCCGGCACCACGCAUCUACGAGGUCCUCGAUGGCCCCGAAGCCAAACAAACGACGCCGGCUGUCGAUGGUCUCAUAUUUGCCAAUGUCCGUUACGAACCCCCGCCGAUACUGGCGGCGGUCUGCCUCGAAACCAGGGCCUUUACCUUGCGCCGUUUCAGGGCCCUUACCCUGUCCGGGAUUACCAAAUAUGUCGAUCUCAGUUGCGACAUUAUCCUCCUCGAGCCAUAUCUGUUGGUCAAAAGGCUCCUCCGCACGCUCCAAUUUCUCAUCCAGGUUCCCCUGGUGCGGAACAACCUCACGUGCCUCGCCCUUGGAACAUCCUACGGCAUGAACACGAGGUUGACUCAUCCAGUCCUCGGCAAAAAGGUGUUGGAGACCAACAUCGGCGUCCUGCUGUCGCGCCUCUCCAAGUUGCCAAAACUUAAAAAGCUCCUAUUCAUCGUCCAUCAGGAGUUUCAGUUCGAAUGGGACUUGUCUACUGCAGAGGCACAACUGCCACCACUAUUUUUGCUCAGGAGUAUUCCUCCGGGAUCGCAUGCUGCACGUCAAGGCUUCCGAUUCAAGCCUGCUUAUGACCUGCACAGCAACAACCAUUUCUUGCGGAUGCCAUAUGAGAACGCCCUCUUCCCCUAUUCACCCGGCUCACAGGAUGACUCAAACCGACCUGUGCCUGAGUUCACGGUCCUGCGGAACGAAGACUGGCCUUCGGAUGACGAAUGGCGAAGGUUUAACCACAGGUUUCAGAGGGCAGCAAAAGCAUCUCUCGAGACAAAACAGCCUGGCAAAGCCACAAUCGAACGCGAGGCGCUGCCGGCUGUUGAAGGUGCCUGUCUGCUGUGGCGCUACAAAUCUCAACAUUCCCGAGCACAUGACGGGUCGAUUUUAUAG
Molecule: messenger RNA, 1026 nt
Organism: Verticillium alfalfae VaMs.102
Lineage: Eukaryota; Fungi; Ascomycota; Sordariomycetes; Glomerellales; Plectosphaerellaceae
Exons: 1
Coding region: 1-1026 (341 amino acids)
Source: RefSeq, a predicted model, not a curated record